CAUCAAUGCGCGUUCACGUGGGCCCGAUACUCGCUCACUUGUCGUCCAUCAAACUGUCACAACUUGUCUGUAGAAUUUCAGGAGCACUUUGUUGUAAAUUCGACCUCAGCGUGGAUGUAUUGAGCUGACAGCUGAAGAUGUGGAAGUCAGCAGUUGGCCACAGUGUGACGGUGAAGGUGGCUGCAGAGGGGGACGACUGGGAGACAGACCCCGACUUUGAGAAUGAUGUUUCAGAGCAGGAGCAGAGGUGGGGAGCCAAAACGAUUGAGGGCUCAGGACGUAAGGAACAUAUCAGCGUUGCAGAACUCAGAAACAGGGUGACUGAAGAGCAUGAGCAGGUGAAGCAGAAGGAGCACACUCCCAAAGCAUCCUACGGAUACGGAGGAAGGUUUGGAGUGGAGAAGGAUCGGAUGGACAAGGUGGCUAUGGGGCACGACUAUGUGGCACAGGUUGAACAACACUCUUCCCAGAAAGAUGCAGCACAGGGAUUUGGCGGGAAAUUUGGUGUUCAGAAAGACCGUGUUGAUAAGUCUGCCAUGGGUUUUGAAUAUAAAGCACAGGUGGACCAACAUGCAUCUCAGAAAGACUACUCUAAGGGGUUUGGAGGAAAGUAUGGGGUGGAGAAGGAGAAGGUGGACAAAGCUGCUUUGGGGUAUGACUAUAAAGGCGAGACAGAGAAGCAUCAGUCCCAGAAAGAUUACUCAAAGGGAUUUGGAGGAAAGUAUGGGGUGGAGAAGGAGAAGGUGGACAAAGCUGCUUUGGGGUAUGACUAUAAAGGCGAGACAGAGAAGCAUCAGUCCCAGAAAGAUUAUUCAAAGGGAUUUGGAGGAAAGUAUGGGGUGGAGAAGGAGAAGGUGGACAAAGCUGCUUUGGGGUAUGACUAUAAAGGCGAGACAGAGAAGCAUCAGUCCCAGAAAGAUUAUUCAGCAGGAUUUGGAGGUCGUUAUGGAGUGGAGGAAGGUCGAAUGGAUAAGAGUGCAGUCGGCUUCUCAGACAUGGACUCCCCCACCUCUUCUUAUCAAAAGACACAACCACUGGAGGCCUCAAGUGCAGGUGCAGGGAAACUGAAGGCGCGUUUUGAGAACAUGGCCAAGGCUUCAGAUGAAGAGAACAGGAAGAAAGCAGAAGAAGAGAGAGCAAGGAGACAGGCCAGAGAGAGCCGAGAACGAGAGGAGGCCAAACGCAGACAGCAGGAAGAGAACAGCAGAGAAGAUGAAGUUUGUCCACCACCUAUUCCAGAUGUGGCUCCAGAGUGCAACGUGCCACCAGAAAUGCCCCACCACAUGCCACCAGAAAUGCCCCACCACAUGCCACCAGAAAUGCCCCACCACAUGCCAGAGAUAAAAGAGAUUGCUGAACCUGAACCAGAGCCAGAGGAUCAACCAGAAUACGAGGAGCCCCCUGCCUUGCCUCCACGCUCAGAUGACUUCCUCGAUGCUCCACCACCACUACCUGACAGGUCAGCAGAGGUGGAGGAGGAUGAGGGAGAUUACGAGGACAUCGCUGACGCACCUCCUGCUCCACUGACAGCCGAUGAGAACGACUACGAAGACCUGACAGGUGGCCAGAAGGCAAUAGCAAUUUAUGACUAUCAAGGAGAGGCAGAUGACGAGAUCUCCUUCAACCCUGAUGACGUCAUCACCAACAUAGAGAUGAUCGACGAAGGGUGGUGGAAGGGACAGUGUCACGGUCGCAUCGGCCUGUUCCCGGCUGCUUAUGUUCAGCUGAUGCAGUGAGAGUCGUGCUCCAACAGUUUUUUGCACAAGCCCCACUUGAACUUCAGGUUGUGUUCAUUCAUAAGGAAUUUAAAUUGCAUAAGGAUUUUAAACACUGUAUUUAUAUAUAAAAAAAAUAGCAAAACCAUCAGAAUAGCUUCAGCUGAUUUCAGUACUGUGUAAUAUCUUGCUUAGGGUCUGUCAGUCAGUCAGUCAUUUUCUACCGCUUAAUCCCUGAGCGGGGUCACGGGUGGGGCCGAAGCCAAUCCCGGCCGGCAAUCGGGCGAAGGCGGGGUACACCCUGGACAGGUCGCCAAUCCAUCGCAGGGCGCUUAGGGUCUGUGUCAAUGAGUAUUUGAGGGUAUUACGACCCCCAAAACCACAUUAAACACAAGAUGUUAAAUUCUCUGGACAAUGACUGGUCGAUCAGAUGUCCCUCUUUGUGCUGUUUGUAUGUAUCUUUUAUUGCUGUCCAUUUCUCAUCAGUGUCAAUUUACAAUAGUAUUAAAGCCGAGAGAUAGUAGAAUGA
Molecule: messenger RNA, 2244 nt
Organism: Monopterus albus (swamp eel)
Lineage: Eukaryota; Metazoa; Chordata; Actinopteri; Synbranchiformes; Synbranchidae
Gene: hcls1
Product: hematopoietic cell-specific Lyn substrate 1
Exons: 17
Coding region: 138-1736 (532 amino acids)
Biological process (GO): cell migration; regulation of actin filament polymerization
Cellular component (GO): site of polarized growth; cortical actin cytoskeleton; plasma membrane
Molecular function (GO): actin filament binding
Source: RefSeq, a predicted model, not a curated record